This is a messenger RNA of Clunio marinus, 1392 nucleotides long. The record is from the annotation of a GenBank genome assembly. NCBI's taxonomy places the organism in Eukaryota, Metazoa, Arthropoda, Insecta, Diptera, Chironomidae.
AUGAGUUUAUUUUUUAAUACGGACGAUGGAGCGCAUAUUGAGCGACUCAAUUCGGAACAGAAGAAACACGGGAUCUUCAUAAAUGUAAGACCUUCAAGAGCUUGGGACGAUAAUGGUAGAACACAAUCUCAACAUCAAACACCAACUUUUAUUCACCGGAGAAAUAAUCUCAACAUUUCACCUGGUGAGCUAAAACGUGAAGCUUUUACAGAAGUAAUACCAAAGAAGAAUAUAAUUUUUGAUUGCCUGAAACCGAUCUACAAUUUCUUACGUGCUUUGGCUGUUUUCCCUUUAUCACGACGAGACGAUUCCGAUGAAUUUCAAUUUCACAUUCAAUCACCAGCGAUGGUUUACUCGGCAUUCGUUUUUGUAGUAGUCACGAUUUAUUCAAGCUACAUUCUCAUGGAUCGUAUAGUUAUAGUUCGGACUCUCGAGGGUCGUUUCGAAGAGGCGGUAAUUGCAUAUCUAUUCAUCGUCAAUCUCCUGCCAAUCAUUAUAGUUCCAUUGAUGUGGUACGAGAGCCGGAAGAUAGCACAAAUAUUGAAUAGCUGGUCAAACUUUGAAACGAUUUAUUUUAAAACUGUUGGGAAAUCACUUCAAGUUGAUUUAAAAAGAAAAUCAUUAAUUAUAUCGAUUUUAUUGCCAAUAUUAGCUUCUGGUUCUGUUAUAUUGACACAUUACGUUAUAAAGACAGAAGACGUUCAAAUUGGAAAAGCUUUUUUACUUCAAGUGAUGCCAUAUUGUUAUUUAGAUACAUUAACAUACAUGAUGGGUGCUUAUUGGUAUCUCGCAUGCGAAGUGUUGACUUACACAGCGAGAAUUUUAGCGGAAGACUUUCAAAAGGUUUUCAUUAAUGCAUUAAGGCAUAUCGGGCCAGCUGCUAUGGUUGCUGACUAUCGUUCUCUUUGGCUUUCUUUGAGUAAACUCACGCGUGACACCGGAACCGCAACAUGUUACACCUUCACGUUUAUUAAUCUUUACUUGUUUUUCGUAAUAACAUUGAGUAUUUAUGGUCUGAUGGCACAAGUUUCCGAAGGCUUAGGUAUAAAGGACAUUGGACUAGCAGUCACAGCCUUUUGCAGUGUUUUGUUAUUGUUUUUCAUUUGCGACGAGGGCCAUAAUGCUUCUUUUAAUGUUAAAACGAUUUUUCAAAAGAAGAUUCUCAUGGUAGAAUUAUCCUGGAUGAACUCAGAUGCGACUACCGAAAUAAACAUGUUUCUUCGAGCGACGGAAAUGAAUCAAGCCAACAUCAAUUUAGGGGGAUUCUUCGAUGUGAACCGAAAUCUCUUUAAAUCUGUGACUUACUUGGUUGUUCUUCUUCAAUUCCAAAUCUCAAUCCCAUCAGAAGAUGCGGCUGUAAUCAAGGGAAAUAACAGCGAUUAUGUUGCUUGA